AUGUGGAUAUCAAUCAUCCCCUUGGCUCUUGCCUUUGCGGGCCAAGUCGCCGGCCAAACAGUCUAUCUAGCUGGCGACUCCACCAUGGCUCCUGGAGGCGGUGGUAAAGGCACAGAAGGCUGGGGCCAAUACCUCCACUACUCCCUCAACCUCCCCGUCGUCAACAAAGCCUUCGCAGGCCGUUCUGCCCGCAGUUUCACCCGCGAAGGUCGCUUCGAUGAAAUCGGGACUCUACUCAAAAAGGGAGAUUUUGUGGUCAUUGAAUUUGGACAUAAUGAUGGAAGUAGCCAUCCUGAUAAUGGAAGGUCUGAUUGUCCAGGUAAUGGCGCCGAAACCUGUCGGUAUGCCUACAAUGGGAAGACAGAAACCGUACAUACGUUUCCGUGGUAUCUGGAACAAGCAGCAACAUCCUAUCUCGCCAAAGGAGCUCACGUCCUUAUCUCCUCUCAAACACCCAAUAACCCCGAUCAAAGCGGUGUUUUCGUCUCUUCCACUCCUCGUUUCGUCGAUCUUGCAGAGACAGCAGCGACAAAUGCCAAAGUGAAUUUUGUGGAUCAUAAUGCCUACACUUUGGCGGCGUACAAGGCUUUGUCUGUGCGAACUGUGGAUGGAUAUUAUCCAAAUGAUCACACGCAUACGUCGCCCGGGGGAGCAGAGUUGGUGACUAAGGCUUUUGUGAGGGCGUUGGUUUGUGAGGGGAGUUUGUUGGGGAGUCAUGUUAAGAAUGAUACUAAGGCGAUCGAAGGGGCUUGUUUGAAAUAG
Messenger RNA from Aureobasidium melanogenum CBS 110374, 762 nucleotides. Its product is annotated as putative rhamnogalacturonan acetylesterase. Lineage: Eukaryota; Fungi; Ascomycota; Dothideomycetes; Dothideales; Saccotheciaceae. Gene Ontology annotation, molecular function: hydrolase activity, acting on ester bonds. The record is from RefSeq and is a predicted model, not a curated record. The transcript has 3 exons. Bases 1 to 762 code for a protein of 253 amino acids.